AUGUCACAUAAGCCCGGCAGAGCCGACGUCCCGUACGCGCUCGAGUUUACGGUGGAACCGUCGGAUGUGACCGUGCCGGAAGGGAAUUCAGUAUUACUGCAGUGUGCGGGCCGUGCCGAUCGUAAGGUGCUGCAGGAUGGUAAGGUGGCCCCCAACAUCCGGUGGCGUGGACCGGACGGCCAGGACAUUGGGAUCGUCGGCGAUACGUUCCGCUCGCAGCUCACCAACGGGUCGCUCUACAUUAGCUCAGUCGAAAACAACCGAGGGCUGACCGGAUUCUAUCACUGUCUGCUGGGCAUCAACGGUAUUGGCACAAUCGUGAGCCGAUCGGCCCGUGUCACGAUCGCAGACUUGCCCGACAUCAACCAGGAGUCGCACGAGAUCUACCUUUACACCGGCCAGACGGCGUACUUCAAGUGUAUGUCUGGGCUGCUGCCGUAUACCGUCGAGUCACGGUAUCACACCGAGUGGCUCAAGGAUGACGUACCGCUCCGGAUGGACCUGACGCGUAUGCUGCUGCUACCGUCCGGUGCCCUCGAGAUCGACGAAGUGGUCCCGGCGGAUCGUGGCGCUUACCAGUGCAACGUAACGGCUGGUACGUUCUCGCGGCUGAGCAGCAAAUCGAACCUCAACAUCAAAUCAACGGCUGGCCAACCGCAAAGCUUUGCCCCGCCCGCCUUCAUGAUCGUGCCCCAGCCGCAGACGGUCCGCGAAGGGGACACCGUGAUCCUCGACUGUGCCGCCAACGGUAACCCGAAGCCAACGAUCCGCUGGCUGCGAAACGGGGAAGACAUCGACAUGAACGAUCUCGACUCGCGGUUCCGCAUCAUGGGCACCGGCUCGCUGCAGAUCAACUCCAUCCAGGACACGGACGCCGGCGACUACCAGUGCCGGGCGGGCAAUACGGAGGACUCGCUCGAUGCGUCCGCGACGGUGCAGGUCCAGGUGCCGCCAAAGUUCAUCCUCGCCCCGGACGACAAGGCGGCGUACGAGAAGGAAGAGCUGGAGCUGGCCUGCUCUAUCCACGGCAAACCGACACCGGUCAUCCAGUGGCUGAAGAAUGGCGAUCUUAUAACGCCUAACGAGUACAUGCAAAUCGUCGGCGGGCACAACCUGAAAAUCUUCGGACUCAUCGGCUCCGAUGCGGGCAUGUUCCAGUGUAUCGGCACGAACCCGGCCGGAAGCGUGCAGGCUGCGGCCCGGCUCGAGAUAAUCGAACCAGGGGGUCUACCGAAGCGACACAAGGGCAAAAAGUUUCACCCGACCCAGUCGAAGACGAAAUCGUACGAAAAGUUGCCACUGCUGCAGUCCGACCCGAAGCUCUCGAAGUCGGUACUGGACAGCCUGGUGUCGCGGACGAAGGAGCGCCCGAACGUGACCCGGGACCAGUUCCAGUACAACGAGUACACGGACGAUGACUAUGCCGACGAUCCGACCGGGGGCCGCCAUCUGGACAAUGACCACGCCGACGACGACGACGACGAUGAUGAGGAGGACGAAGAGGACGAAGAGGAUGGCAAAAUUUAUCCUCUCCGGCCGGACGAGGACCCGAACAAGCUGUACCAGACACUGACGGGUUCCCGGUCCCGGGAGGUAGGACACUUUUCUAAUCACAAGUCUCCCCACAAUGCUGUUACGCGGAAAUACUCGAAAUCGAUGUUAGACGACGGUGGCGGUGACGAUGCGGCUGGUGCCGCUGGUGGCAGUGGGAAGCUGGCAGCGGCCGCACCAUUGCCAGGGCCACCGCGCGGUCUGCAGGCCCAGAUCGUGCAGUCACGCUUCAUCACGCUCAGCUGGAUCGAACCGGCCAAGCACCCGGACGAAGUCAUCUCGUACUCCGUCUACUACCGGAUGCACACGAGCGACAGGGAACGUAAGCUAACGACCAAGUCUCGGGACGAGCAGGAAGUCAACAUUCAGUCGCUGCAACCGGGCAAAACCUAUCACUUCCGGGUGGUGGGCAACAGUAACCACGGAUCCGGUGCAUCGUCGGAGCCACUCGAGGUGCGCACCCUGUCGGAGGAAAACAUUGCCGGGGCACCACAGAACCUACGCGGCUACGCCAUCACCGAGCGGGACAUUCAUCUGCAGUGGGAUCCACCGGCCGUACCGAACGGGCUCAUCGCCAAGUACCGGGUGUACUACGCCGAAACGGACAACGGAGCGGAAAUGUACUCGGACACCACGACAACCGAGGUCAUCAUCAACGAGUUGCGCCCGUACACACACUACACGCUGUACGUGGUCCCUUUCAACCAGGCCGGUAUGGGUGACCCAUCGCACGAACUGGACGUGAAGACAUACUCGUCCACCCCAUCGGAACCGCCGGCAAACGUGACGCUUGAGACGACCAGUUCCACGGCGAUCACGAUCCGCUGGGAGCCACCGCCGGUCGAGGAGCGUAACGGCCAGAUUACGGGCUACAAAAUCAAGUACCGAAAGAACAAGAAAGCGCUGCAGGUCGAGACGACGCCGGCCAACGUGCGGUACUACAUUCUGAAGGACCUGGAGAAGAUGUCCGCGUACCAGGUGAAGAUCGCCGCGAUGACGAUCAACGGGACGGGACCGUUCACCGAGUGGCACCACAGCGAGACGUACGAGAACGACCUCGACGAGACGCAGGUCCCCGGGCAGCCAUCCUGGUUGAAGACUCGUCCCGGGGCGGACAACAUCACCGUGAUGUGGGGCCCACCGGUGCACCAGGAGAUUAAGGUGCGCAGCUACAUUCUUGGCUGGGGCAAGGGCAUUCCCGACGAGGAUACGGUACAGAUUGAGGAGAACCGACGCCAUUUCGAGAUCACCAGCCUGGAACCGAACAGUGAGUACGUGAUCUCGUUGCGAGCCCGCAACGCGAUGGGAGACGGUGCGCCAAAGUAUGACACGGUGCGAACCCGGGAAGACGCACCGAUCGAAGCUCCGACGCCACUGGAGGUCCCUGUGGGUCUGCGAGCCAUUCCUAUGUCCGGCACCUCGAUCGUGGUCUACUGGACGGACACAACGCUCAGCAAGAGCCAGCACGUGACGGACAAUCGCCACUACAUGGUACGGUACAAUCCGAACGGCUCGAACCGGUACCGGUACCACAACACGACCGUGCUCAGCUGUAUGAUUGCCGAGCUGCGGCCAAACACGCAGUACGAGUUUGCGGUCAAGGUUGUGAAAGGCCACCGGCAGUCGGCGUGGUCCAUGUCGGUGCUCAACUCGACCCAACAAGCGUCGCCCGUAUCACCGCCACGCGACCUGGAGGUGUCCUUCGAUCCACGCAACCCCCUAACGGCCAUCCUGCGGUGGCAAUCGCCCCGCUACGUCAGUGGCCCGAUCGCCGGCUACCACGUACUGUACACGACGGACACCAGCAAACGCGACCGGGACUGGAACCUGGAGUCGACCAGCGGUGACAAGACGCACGCCGAACUGCCGGCCCUCGAACCGCACACGACGUACUACUUUAAGGUGCAGACACGCCACUCGAAGGGGAUGGGCCCGUUCUCGGCCAUGGUGUCGAUGAAAACCGGCGGCGAAGUGGACUCGAGCGAAAACCUUACCCUACAGAGCACGAUGUCACCGGAGCUGCUGUACGUCGUGAUCGGGUUCUCGGUGCUAGCCGUGGCCGUCCUGGUCGGGGUGGUGGUGCUAAUGUGCCGCAGAAAGCCGGAACCGACGCCGGAGCACGUGAAAAAGAGUUAUCAGAAGAACAACGCGGGCAUCAUCAAACCGCCGGAUCUGUGGAUCCACCACGACCAGAUGGAGCUGAAAAAUCUGGAUAAAGGCAACCAUCACGCUACGACCACACCCGGUUCGGUCGAUGGUGGGGCGUCGAGCAGUGGGACGAUGACGCUGCCGCGAUCAUCGGUCGGCGGUGGCCACGACUAUGACAGCGAAACACCCAUCACGCACGUCACGAACUCACUCGACAAGCGAAACUACCUCCCGGGUUACAAUGGAACCACAACACCUCUGAGUUCUACGAUGGAACGACCGCAGUACCCACGCACCCAGUACAGUAUGGCCGCGCGGCCACACAUAACGAUGGAUCAGACGACACUGUCGCAACAGAAUCUGCUACAGCAACCGCCUCAACUACCACCGGCGAACCCUCUCGGGGUGGCCCAAACCCCGGAAAACCCGUACACUUACGAUAGCAGUUAUAGUCCCAACGUUACCUACGCACAAGGUAUGGCCGUCGAUGGGCCCAAGCGUGGCCAAGGACACCCGCUGAAGAGUUUCAGUGUACCUGCACCACCCUCAUCGACUCCGGUUAUCAGUGGCCAGGGCAAGCACGGCACUCCGACACCCGCCGUCACGAUACGCCCGCAGAACUCGUCCCCGUACAAGAAGGCGUCCCUGUCAUCCGGAUCGCUCACCAAUCGACUGCAGACCGGCCCGGUGGUGGCCCACUCGAACGAUGAGAUCCAGCGGCUCGCACCGUCCACGUCGACCGAAGAGCUCAACCAGGAGAUGGCCAAUCUGGAGGGCCUGAUGAAGGAUCUGAGUGCAAUAACGGCCAACGAGUUCGAGUGCUAA
Messenger RNA from Anopheles bellator, 4524 nucleotides. It is a transcript of the gene fra, whose product is annotated as neogenin. Bases 1 to 4524 code for a protein of 1507 amino acids. Gene Ontology annotation, molecular function: protein binding. Gene Ontology annotation, cellular component: membrane. NCBI's taxonomy places the organism in Eukaryota, Metazoa, Arthropoda, Insecta, Diptera, Culicidae. Gene Ontology annotation, biological process: cell-cell adhesion. The transcript has 10 exons. The record is from RefSeq and is a predicted model, not a curated record.